Miscanthus lutarioriparius is the source of this 1611-nucleotide messenger RNA. The record is from the annotation of a GenBank genome assembly. NCBI's taxonomy places the organism in Eukaryota, Viridiplantae, Streptophyta, Magnoliopsida, Poales, Poaceae.
AUGCUCUCUAGGAAGGAAUUGUUCAAGGACACUCUGAGAAAAGCAGCCCAUGCGUGGAAGCGGAUCGUCGAGCUACGUCUUACUGAAGAGGAAGCAAAUUUGUUGAGACAAUAUGUCGACCAGCCUGGUUAUGUUGAUCUGCAUUGGGGCAUGUUCGUGCCAGCUAUAAAAGGGCAAGGAACUGAGGAGCAGCAGCAGAAGUGGUUACCACUGGCUUACAAGUUCCAAAUAAUUGGGUGCUAUGCUCAGACGGAACUUGGUCACGGCUCAAACGUUCAGGGCCUUGAAACAACUGCUACAUUCGAUCCAAAGACUGAUGAGUUUGUCAUCCACAGUCCAACUCUCACGUCCAGCAAAUGGUGGCCUGGUGGCUUGGGGAAAGUUUCCACCCAUGCAGUGGUGUACGCUCGGUUGAUAACUGAAGGAAAUGACUAUGGCAUACAUGGUUUCAUUGUGCAACUGCGAAGCUUAGAGGAUCACUCCCCACUUCCAGGUGUUACCCUCGGUGAUAUUGGUGGGAAGUUUGGUAGUGGUGCAUAUAACAGUAUGGAUAAUGGUGUUCUUCGAUUUGAUCAUGUGCGCAUCCCAAGGGACCAAAUGCUGAUGAGGCUUUCACAAGUUACAAGGGACGGGAAAUAUGUUCACUCAAAUGUUCCAAAGCAGCUGCUGUAUGGGACAAUGGUUUAUGUUCGUCAGUCAAUUGUUGCAGAUGCUUCUAAGGCUUUGUCCCGUGCUGUUUGCAUUGCUGUACGAUACAACGCAGUCCGAAAGCAGUUUGGCUCUCAAGAUGGUGGCCCUGAGACUCAGGUCCUUAAUUACAAGACUCAACAGAGCAGACUCUUUCCAUUGCUGGCUUCAGCAUAUGCAUUUAGAUUUGUGGGUGACUGGCUGAACUGGCUAUACACGGAUGUCACUCAGAAAUUGGAAGCCAAGGACUUCUCAACACUGCAGGAAGCUCAUGCAUGCACUGCUGGUUUGAAGGCUGUGACAACAUCUGUAACAGCUGAUGCAAUUGAAGAAUGCCGGAAGCUCUGUGGUGGACAUGGUUACUUGAACAGCAGUGGGCUUCCUGAAUUGUUUGCCGUCUAUGUUCCUGCUUGCACUUACGAAGGAGACAACAUUGUUUUACUUUUGCAGAACAUAAGCCAAGCUGCAAGCCAAGAGGAAGGUUUCUACGAGCGGUCCCCAGAUUUGCUUGAGGCUGCGGUAGCCCACAUCCAGCUGAUCAUCGUGACCAAGUUCGUCGAGAAGGUGCAGCAGGACAUUCCUGGACACGGGGUGAAGGAACAGCUCCAGACCCUCUGCAACGUGUACGCGCUGCACAUCCUCCACAAGCACCUGGGCGACUUCCUGGCGACUGGGUGCAUCACGCCCAGGCAGGGAGCGCUGGCAAACGAGCAGCUGGGCAAGCUGUACGCGCAGGUGCGGCCGAGCGCUGUGGCGCUGGUGGAUGCGUUCAACUACACGGACCACUACGACGGGGACGUGUACCCGGCGCUGUGCGAGGCGGCGUGGAAGGACCCGCUGAACGAGACGGUGGUGCCGGAGGGGUACCACGAGUACCUCCGCCCCCUCAUCAGGCAGCAGCAGCUCAAGCUCUCGAGGCUCUGA